Messenger RNA from Cydia fagiglandana, 1357 nucleotides. RefSeq names its product trypsin-like. Lineage: Eukaryota; Metazoa; Arthropoda; Insecta; Lepidoptera; Tortricidae. The record is from RefSeq and is a predicted model, not a curated record. The coding region runs from base 288 to 1175 and encodes 295 amino acids. The transcript is spliced from 4 exons. Gene Ontology annotation, biological process: proteolysis. Gene Ontology annotation, molecular function: serine-type endopeptidase activity.
GUUUGAACAAAAAUAGGACUGCAGUUAGUUGCAUAAAUGCAUUGUUACAAAAUGAAACAUCAAUAUUUACGAUUUCGAUGUUUACAAAAUCACCUAGCACCAUUUGCCGCCAUUUUACUAUUCGGCUUUUAAACACGAAACAUUCAUUGUAAUGUGAUUACCACAAAAUUGGAUUAAAAGUCACCAGACCGUUAAAAAAAAGUGAUUUGAAUAGAUCUUUUACGUCAUUCCAUCAAUGUGAUUUCACUUUCACGAAACUUUCAUGAGAACCUAAAUCAAAUCGUAAUAUGUUUUUAAUUGUGAUUUUUAUUUUAAAAGCAUUGUUUUGCAAUUUAACGGAGAGUUCGUUGAAGACUUUACAAAAUGCGACCAAGUACGACCUGGGUGACCAUACGAUAGUGUCGAGCAGCUAUGUGUUUCCUUACGUGGCGGCCAUUUUGAAUAAAUCUAAAUACCUGUGCGCGGGAGCAUUGAUAGACGAGUCUUGGGUUCUGACGGCUGCGGAUUCAGUGUUAUUAUUCCGUGAUUCUCUAAGACUGAUCCACGUUCGUCUUGGAAGCAUCAACAAUAAGGCGGGCGGUAGACUACUGCCGAUAAAGCUAAUCGAAUUUCAUCCUUAUUUCGAUGACCAAAAGCCUGAGUUUGACAUAGCACUUAUCCAGCUGGCUCAUAGAGUGAGACUGACUCCGAAUUUGAACCCUAUCAGAUUGCAGCGGAAACCAAAAAAGGUUAUGGCCACCCAUUUCAUAGUCACUGCGUGGCCGGUGCAGCACACCAGCUCUGCAGAACUAUAUAAAUUGGCAUCAGUACAAGACAUAGAGCGCAGGCGCACGUUGCAAGUCGCGCACCUGCACCCUACGAAGCCAGAGCAGUGCGCUCAGGAGCUUGAGGAGCUCGGCUUUUCGAAGACUAAUAUCCUGUGCCUAGACCAGAGCGUGGGGAUCGAUCCAUGCUCAAGAGACGUCGGCGCCCCAGUGGUCCUGAACGGCAUCCUGUGGGGCGUGGUCUCCUCAUGGGCGCCCGAGGACUGCGACCUGCUGCCGGCGCCCACCUUCGUGACGCUGGCGUCCGCACCCAACAUCAGCUCCUGGAUACACGCCACGAUGCGCGGCGUCAAGUGGCACAAGUGGAUUCUCUUUGACACGGAUUAUGAGGAUUAUGAUGAUAUUGAUUGAGUGGCUGUGAAAUGAGUAAAUUUAUGGAUGGGUGUAAGCAAUAAUCUCAUGGUUAACUUUUUGCUGUUUAUUAUUAAAAUGUGCUAUAAUUUAAUGUAUGCUUCUCAUUUGACUUUGUGCGACUUGAGGUCUUGAUGUCGCACGCUCAAGGUCUAUUAGACUAGGUGGUGACCCAUUGAAAA